UACAAACUUUUGUAAAUUAAAUUUUAUCCAACCGUUUUGUUUAUUUGUUAAAUGUUUUGCAUAGCGUCUGUCAUUUAAUAGCGUUGUCUGUGUCCUAGCUGGAGCCAAAUGAGUCGACGUGUCCUGAAGCGAAAUUGCAUCUAAUCUAUUUAUAAAGGAUAGGUUAUGUGCUACGUUUGCAACUGUUUUUCUUGGACUCUAGAUAUAUUGCAAAGGGGUCUCACGUUAAUUCUCUCAUGCUGGCUCGUGACCGCAGUCUGCUGUGGGCUCUUUAUUGCUACGAUGGCCGGCAUAGCCUACGGAUAUAAUUACAGCCUGGCAGAAUUUAUUACUUUCACAAGACCCGAUGUGAAGGUCUACAUGAGAAGAGGGCAGUUUUACGAUAGACCUGACUUUACACACCCAAAGAGGAGAGUUGGUGACGCUGAUGAUAUAUUUCCUUUCAACCUUUCGGAUUACCAACAAGAGGUCCCAUUAGGAGAUGAUUCGCUUUCUGAAAAAUUGAUAAAGGAUAUGGAUACAAAGAAAUAUGCAGAAAAGCUCACAAAAUACUCGCAAGAAAAACCUGUUACUGAUUUUAUCCAUGACACCGAAUCACCUAAGACAACAACGUACAAAUCACCAGCACCCUCAAGAAUAUCAAUAAUACCGUUUCAUUUAAUAUCAACAACUGUAAUGUACAGUGGUUCUUCGGAAAUCAUAAUGAGAAAAUUCGAUCCUCCUCCAAAUACUAUAUCAGAUGUAAAUAAUGAUGUUGUCCGCAAUGACGACUACGGUGUAGAAAGGGCAGAAGAUGAGUUUUUUUCAAACACAAUAGAAGAGGAAGAUAUUAAGAGAGAAAGUCAAACACCAGAUAUCAGAAUACGAGUGGAAGACAGUCCGAUAAGGCAUUCCCUAAUAAUGCGACAUUGGGAAACAACAGAGGCUCCGACAGUGAGUGAUGCUUCUGAUGUGGAUGAAGAAGCUGUAGUUUACAGAGCGGAGUAAAAUAAGAAAAUAAAAGGAUGUCAAAGUUAA
Messenger RNA from Danaus plexippus (monarch butterfly), 1017 nucleotides. RefSeq lists its product as uncharacterized. The transcript is spliced from 7 exons. Lineage: Eukaryota; Metazoa; Arthropoda; Insecta; Lepidoptera; Nymphalidae. The record is from RefSeq and is a predicted model, not a curated record. The coding region runs from base 166 to 987 and encodes 273 amino acids.